CAGACUUACUGCACCUCGCACUAAAGGCUAUUCUGGUAUUUCCUAGACCUGCUGCUUCCUUUUUUUCAGACGUUUCUGAGGCAAAGGUGCCAUGACAUCAGCUCUGUUACGCUUCGGAAACUCCGGGAGUUUGCCUUGAAACUGACUGACGGGGCCGGCCAUCGUCCUUAUAAAAAGCCAGCACCUCACCUCAGACACAGGAGGAAUCUGCCCUGGUCCUGCCUCUGUCCUCACAGCUCAUCCCCGUCCACAAUGAAGGUCUCCGCAGCGUGUAUCUCCAUCAUCCUCAUCGUUGCCCUCUUUUCUCAGGCCUCUCCUGCUCCAUUUGGAGCUGAUGCAACUGUGUGCUGCUUCAGCUACACUUUGCGAAAGCUGCCCCAGAGUCAUGUGAAGGAUUAUUUCUACACCAGCAGCAAGUGUUCACAGCCAGCAGUUGUGUUCAUCACCAGGAAGGAGCGGCAGGUGUGUGCUAACCCUGAUGCCAGAUGGGUGAAGGAAUAUGUGAAUGCCCUGGAGCUGCAGUGAGCGCUGGGAGCUGAGAGGUCUCUGCCCUGGAGAAGUCCUGCAAGACCAUCCAGCAGAAUCUCGGCACAGACCUAGAAAUCCUGCUGCUGAGCGCCAGGACCUGCUGAGCCACCUUGGGACUCCUGAAGUUCCUCUUGUCUUGCAAAGGUGUCAUUUUUCCACCGUCAUUUAGCCACCCUUACGGGCAACUGUGAUGCUGGGGACCUCCUGGCCUUGCAGACCCAUCUUGGCGUAGUCUGCUGCGUGACAUGUGGCUAAACUGUCCCCUCCUUGUGCCUCUGCUGCUAGAAUGGGAGGGGGAUUUUACCCCCAGAGCUAUUUGUGGGAAGCGGUCUGUCAAAACUGGGUAUAAGUGCUGUCAUGUAAAGCCAGGUUGACUUCCAAGUCGGAUGGCUGAAUUUUGCCAUGGUACGGUGGAUGCUGUGAGUCAAAUCUGUCUCCUUAGCCAAGGAAGUGGUACGCCGGUUACUUACACGAUGCUUAUUGUGGAACCACAUUGUUCAGCCUUGUUCUCAAAACGCUGUCUCUUGCUGGUGCCAAAGAAUAAAGAUUUUUUCUCUCUGUGUCAG
Molecule: messenger RNA, 1094 nt
Organism: Chroicocephalus ridibundus (black-headed gull)
Lineage: Eukaryota; Metazoa; Chordata; Aves; Charadriiformes; Laridae
Product: C-C motif chemokine 5-like
Exons: 3
Coding region: 253-525 (90 amino acids)
Biological process (GO): immune response
Cellular component (GO): extracellular region
Molecular function (GO): chemokine activity
Source: RefSeq, a predicted model, not a curated record